This is a messenger RNA of Lucilia cuprina (Australian sheep blowfly), 6284 nucleotides long. It is a transcript of the gene Toll-6, whose product is annotated as toll-like receptor 6. Gene Ontology annotation, molecular function: protein binding. Gene Ontology annotation, cellular component: extracellular matrix. Gene Ontology annotation, biological process: signal transduction. NCBI's taxonomy places the organism in Eukaryota, Metazoa, Arthropoda, Insecta, Diptera, Calliphoridae. The record is from RefSeq and is a predicted model, not a curated record. The transcript has a single exon. The coding region runs from base 1311 to 5921 and encodes 1536 amino acids.
ACUUUAAACAGAAGAAGAAAAAAUGAGUAAAAUUAAAGAAAAACAACAAAGCUGUACGGCGUUAAUAAUUUAAAAACAAAACACAAUUUUACCAACAAAAUAAAACUAAAAUAAACUCUACACAAUGUGUAUUUUAAUAUCUCUCAUUUUAUCACAUGCUCUCUCUCUUUAACAUACGCUCUCUGUAUUACAUUAUUUACGCUCUGUUAUUAUUUUUCUACGCCCGUCCAUUUCCAUUAUAUGUGUAACAUAUAUCCUUUUUGUGUGAUAAUUUCUCUCUCAUUCUUUCUCUUUUUAUUAUUGUUCUUUUCUCUAUUGUACACUUUUUUCUCUCACUCUCUGUGGUCUGUGUGAUUUCACUUUUAAACCAUCACAUCUAUAUAAGGGUUGCUUGUUACCAUACACAAGUCAGUCUUUAGUUAGAACUUGAUUACAAAACACCUCUACUCGUGACUCUAAAGAAAUUUUAUUAAAAAAAUAUAAGCAAAAGCAAGAAAAAAAUUAAUAUAAAAUCUAUACAACUUAAGAAACGGGUGCGUCUUUUCGUAUGAGUGUUUUAAAGUGAAAAACGAAAUAAUAAAAAAAGAAACGAAAUUCAUUUAAACGUGUCGCCUUCCCGCAUACAUUAUAAUUAAAUUUAAUAACGUUUAAUGUUCCUAAUUAGACAAAAAGCCGGAGCAGGCAAGAAAAAUAAUUAAAUAUAAUGAAAAUAAAUAUAUAAAGGAAAAUUCUCAUAUGAGUUCUUCUUAUUAUUAACCAUAACAACCGAAGUGUGAUUAUGUUGAAAAAGUGAAAGAAUCCUACAAAAUAAAACCGAAAAGAAACAAAGAUUUUUUCUUCCUUCCUAAACGAAACAACAUCUGCACAACAUCAAAUACAACAAAAUAUACAAAUAGAAAAAAAUAGAAUUUGCUCCACUUUAUGUAAACGUCAAACGACAAAUCCUUAAACAUCUAGAAAAACAAAAAUAUAAAAAAAUCAAAAAUAAAAUAGAGAAAAAUAAAAGCAAAUCGUUUGCUCGUGACGUGAUGUGAAAAUCGUAAUACGAACUUGAAAACAUACACCAACAAACAAACACAUACAAAUAAAUUUGCAAAAAUUAUUGAAAGAAUCCUGUUUAAGAUAUUAUAACGUGUGCCAUAACAACAAUUAAAAAUACAAACAAAAAUUGAAAAACACUCAAAAUGUUUAAACUGGAUUAAUUGCAAUCAAUUGCAUCUUUUAUAGAAAUUUUUAUUUGGUUUUGUUUGGAAAUUUUUUUAAGUUUCUUUAAUUUCGUAUAAUUUCUUAUUGAAACGACAACAACCAACAUGGCUUCAAAUAACAAAAUCAUCGUCUGUGUGAUGUGUGUUGCAACCAUCUUGAUCGGUAGUGUUAGCAUGCAAAAGCAACAAUUGCAAACAGAACAGCAACAACAACAACCUCCUUUAUCUACACAUGUCACUCAACAACAGCUGCAACAACAUUCGAAUGCCAUAAUGGGCGAAGCCGGUGUUUCGAAUAAUCAAUUGCACACGCCUCCCAAUGGAGCUCAUAAUACACGUUUGGCCAGCCAGGAUAUGCGUUAUGAUGCUCCUGAUGACUGUCACUUCUUACCAGCCCUUGGGCCUGAUCAUCCCGAAAUAAUGUUAACCUGUAAUUUGCGUACGGUGAACAGUGAAUUUGACACCACAAAUUUCAGUGUUAUUCCCUCGGAGCAUACAGUGGGUCUACAUGUUCUUUGCAAUGAUGAAAUUAUGGCAAAAAGUUCCUUGGAACCUCAGUCAUUUGCUCAUCUACACCGCUUGCAAGAGCUAUCGGUGCAGUACUGUAAAUUAUCGAAAUUCAACAAACAUGUACUGGAUGGUCUUUCCCAGUUAAGAAAUCUAACAGUACGCACUCACAACACUUUGUGGCCUUCAUUGAACUUUGACAUUGAGCCAGAGGCUUUUGCUGUAGUAAAUCAAUUGGAACGUUUGGAUCUGUCCUCCAAUAAUAUCUGGUCGUUGCCUGAGAAUAUCUUCUGCACACUGAGUGGCCUUAUUUCGCUAAACAUGAGUGAAAAUCGUUUACAGGAUGUCAACGAGUUGGGAUUCCGUGAUCGCUCGAAAGAUCAUCCAUCAGAUGCCACAUCUUCACCAGAAAGUAAACGCUCUAAUACACCUUGCAAUUUGGACAUAGAAAUUUUGGAUGUUUCAUUUAACCAUUUUGUUCUAUUGCCCGCCAAUGGUUUUGCCACCUUGAGACGUUUGCGUGUAUUGCAAGUGAACAACAAUGAAAUCUCUAUGAUUGGUGACAAAGCUUUAAGUGGUUUGAAGAACUUGCAAAUCCUAAACCUCAGUUCAAACAAAUUGGUAGCUUUGCCUUCUGAAUUAUUUGCAGAACAAUCUUCAUCUAUUCAGGAGGUAUAUUUGCAAAAUAAUUCCAUAUCGGUGUUAUCUCCUAAACUGUUUUCGAACUUGGAACAGUUACAAGCCUUGGAUUUGUCAUACAACCAAAUUACCUCUACUUGGAUUGACCGCAGUACCUUCGUGGGUCUAAUAAGAUUAGUAUUACUUAAUCUAUCUCACAACAAACUCACUCAACUGGAUGCUGAAAUCUUUACCGAUCUCUAUACUCUUCAAAUCCUCAACCUGAGACACAACCAAUUGGAAAAUAUUGCAGCCGAAACCUUUGCUCCCAUGAACAAUUUACACACACUUCUGCUAUCACAUAACAAGCUUAAAUAUUUGGACGCAUAUGCUCUGAAUGGUCUAUAUGUUUUGUCUUUACUCUCCCUGGACAAUAAUCAUCUAAUCGGUGUUCACCCAGAAGCCUUCCGUAAUUGCAGUUCCUUGCAGGAUUUGAACCUCAAUGGUAACCAAUUGAAAACUGUACCUUUAGCCAUACGUAACAUGCGUUUAUUACGCACUGUUGAUUUGGGUGAGAAUAUGAUAACUGUUUUGGAAGACAAUGCCUUUAAAGGUCUUAGUAAUCUGUAUGGUCUACGUUUAAUUGGCAACUACUUGGAAAAUAUUACCAUGCAUUCAUUCAAAGAAUUGCCAAGUUUACAAAUUUUGAAUUUAGCUCGUAAUCGUAUUGCUGUCGUGGAACCUGGUGCAUUCGAAAUGACUUCCAGCAUUCAAGCUGUACGUUUGGAUGGCAAUGAAUUGAGUGAUAUUAAUGGUUUAUUCAGCAACAUGCCUUCUUUAUUGUGGCUUAAUAUUUCCGAUAAUCGUUUGGAACAUUUUGAUUAUGCGCAUGUACCCAGCACUUUGCAAUGGUUGGAUUUGCAUAAAAAUCGUUUGGUUGAGCUAUCAAAUCGUUUUGGGUUGGAUUCACAAAUUCGCUUACAAACUCUAGAUGCCAGUUUUAAUCAAAUCCAACGUAUAUCACCUUCUGCCAUACCAAAUUCCAUCGAGCUAUUAUUCAUCAAUGACAACCUCUUAACUACUGUAGAUCCCGAUACUUUCAUGCAUAAGACGAAUUUAACUCGUGUAGAUCUUUAUGCUAACCAAAUCAGCACUUUAGACAUCAAGAGUUUACGGAUUUUACCAGUACAUGAACAUCGUGCCUUGCCUGAAUUCUAUAUUGGAGGCAACCCCUUUACUUGUGAUUGCAACAUUGAUUGGUUGCAGAAAAUCAAUCACAUCAAAUCCCGCCAGUAUCCUCGCAUUAUGGAUUUAGAGACCAUUUACUGUAAGUUGCUUAAUAAUCGCGAAAGAGCCUAUAUUCCAUUGAUUGAAGCCGAGCCCAAACACUUUUUGUGUUCGUAUAAAACUCAUUGCUUUGCUGUCUGCCACUGUUGUGAAUUUGAUGCCUGUGAUUGUGAAAUGACUUGUCCCACCAAUUGCACGUGUUUCCAUGAUCAAACCUGGUCUACAAACAUUGUAGAAUGUUCAGGAGCUGGUUACUCCGAAAUGCCUCGCAAGGUUCCCAUGGACACCACUGAAUUGUACAUUGAUGGUAACAACUUUGUAGAACUUGCAAGUCAUUCGUUUUUGGGUCGCAAAAACUUGGCUGUAUUAUUUGUCAACAACUCCAAUGUGCAAAUCAUAUACAACACCACUUUCAGUGGCUUGAAACGUUUGUUGGUGCUUCAUUUGGAAGACAAUCAUAUCACCAGUUUGGAAGGCAAUGAGUUUAGUAAUUUGGAGAAUUUACGCGAACUGUAUUUGCAAAACAAUCGCAUUGCAACCAUAGGCAACGGCAGUUUCCAGGCUUUAAGGAAAUUGGAAAUUUUGCGUUUGGAUGGCAACCGUUUGCUGCAUUUCGAGGUAUGGCAAUUAGCUCUCAAUCCUUAUUUAGUGGAAAUCGGUUUAGCUGACAAUCAAUGGUCUUGUGAGUGCAGUUACUUGAUGCGUUUCCGUAGCUAUUUGGCUCAGAGUUCUGGAAAGAUUAUUGAUGCUGCCCGAGUUUCCUGUGUAUAUAACAAUGCCACUAGUGUAUUGCGCGAGAAGAAUGGCACAAAAUGCACUUUACGUGAAGAUGUAGCAACUUAUGUACAAGCCAGCGAAAUUGAAAGUCUUUUGCCUUUCUUACUAAUGGCAACAUGUGCAUUUAUUGGUUUCUUUGGUCUAAUUGCUGGCCUCUUCUGUUAUCGUCGUGAAUUAAAGAUGUGGGCCCAUUCCAACUGUCUACUCAACAUGUGCUACAAGUCGCCUGGUUUUGUAGAAGAUUUGGACAAAGAACGACUAAAUGAUGCCUACUUCGCUUACAGUCUUCAAGAUGAACAUUUUGUCAAUCAAAUACUAGCACAUACCCUGGAAAACGAUAUGGGCUACAGAGCUUGUUUGCAUUAUCGUGAUAUUAAUGUUAAUGCAUAUGUUACAGAUGCCAUCAUUGAAGCCGCCGAAAGCGCUAAACAAUUUGUGUUGGUUUUGUCAAAGAACUUCUUAUAUAAUGAAUGGUCUCGUUUCGAAUACAAAAGUGCCCUGCAUGAAAUCGUUAAACGCAGAAAGCGCAUUGUGUUUAUAUUAUACGGCGAUUUGCCCCAACGCGAUAUAGACAUUGAUAUGCGUCACUACCUACGCACCAGUACCUGCAUUGAAUGGGAUGACAAGAAAUUCUGGCAAAAGUUACGUAUGGCUUUACCACACAUACGUACUAAACGUACAACCAACUGCCUUAGUAAUCGUUCUUCGGUAAAUAUUUAUGCACCAGCUCAUGAAUAUCAAGCAGCACCCAAUGGUCGUUUGGUGGGUCAAGGUGCUGGUGCCGGUGUAGUUAACGACAAACACUAUGCAGACUGUGGAAACUAUGCCACCAUAAAUGAUUGUGUUCGAGGCUAUGCCCCCAUACCAACAGCAGCAGCGAACUGUAAAUUCAAUACACUUAAUGAAUUGGGCUACAAAGCAACUAAAGACAGCAAAGAAAUCCAACAUGCCAAAACACUGGAAUUCCAAAGGCACCAUCAUUUGCGCCAACAACCACUAACCUCAGCCGCACACUUGCACCACCAACAGCAUGAGUAUGCAGUGCCCUCUUACUAUGCCAUAAGUAAUGGCCAGGUUUCAAGGGGAGCCGCUGGCGAAAUUGUGGCUCCAACAUAUGACAGUGUAGACUACUCCAAACAGCCCACUUUGCAAAAGACAAACAACUGCGAAUGCAGCCAUGAACAGGGCACUGGGACACAAACUAGCAACAAACGCAAAGCAGGCCUACAAUCUAGUUUCUCUUCCAACUUUACACCACCUCCACCGCCAGCCAACCCACAGGUGACUACAUUCAACUGCAAAAAACCACCCUGUACAUGUCGCAAAUCGACGGCAACAGCAACAGAUGACAACAUUAGUUGUGGAUGUGCUGCCAAAAGUAGCAGUAGUAAUAGUACAAGCAGUCACAGUUCCAACGACAGCUGUCGUCCUGAUGAACUAAAUCAGUAUGAAUCAAAUUUAUCAUUAAACGAAAUCAAUACCACUACAGCAUCAGUUGGCGAUGAAAGCAACAGCUUGUGGGCGUAACAUCCAAAUUACCAACAACAGCAACAGGCGUUGCAGCAUCAGCAGCAGCUCCACCAUCAACAUCAUCUUGUCCAGGCCCAGCAACAAACAGCCGUUUGUUGACUUCCCCCGAAUGGAAGAGCCGGUUUUCGAGAUGAUGAUGUUUUAGUUUUUAAGUUUUCCAAGGAGACAGACUACGUAACCAGUGAAUUUAUGAAGUGCACCUCUCUAUAUUUCAAGAAUAAAGGGAUUUCCCAGCACUUUUUGUAAAAAGACAAACAACUCUAAUCUUAACUACUAGAAAAAAACUAUACUAAAUUUUAAAUAUUUAUUAUUAAUUGUUUUUUGCUAUUUGUUUUUCCUUUUUCUACUUUUUAUUGAUUA